Molecule: messenger RNA, 3689 nt
Organism: Cygnus atratus (black swan)
Lineage: Eukaryota; Metazoa; Chordata; Aves; Anseriformes; Anatidae
Gene: BUB1B
Product: BUB1 mitotic checkpoint serine/threonine kinase B
Exons: 23
Coding region: 132-3341 (1069 amino acids)
Biological process (GO): protein phosphorylation; meiotic sister chromatid cohesion, centromeric; mitotic spindle assembly checkpoint signaling
Molecular function (GO): ATP binding; protein kinase activity
Source: RefSeq, a predicted model, not a curated record
CGAGGGGGUGCGUAGGGCUGGGUGGAUCGCGAUCGUCUCUCAGGCAGGUCUCGGCCGCUGCCGUGAGGGAGCCUCUGGCGCGGCUCCUCGGGGGGCUGCCCCCAGCCGGAGAAUUCAGAGGAGAGGCUAUCAUGUCGCAAGACUGCAACGAUGAGUGGGAGCUGAGCAAAGAGAAUGUGCAGCCCCUCAGGCAGGGCCGGGUCAUGUCCACCUUGCAGGAAGCACUGGCUCAGCAGGAGGCUUCCACUCACACUGCUGUUCAGCUCAAAAAACAAGAGUUUGAAUCAGAGAUCCGAUUUUAUUCUGGUGAUGAUCCAUUGGAUGUUUGGGACCGGUACAUCAAGUGGACAGAGCAAACCUUCCCCCAAGGCGGAAAGGAGAGUAAUCUCUCAGCAAUAUUGGAAAGGGCAGUGAGAGCGCUCAAUGAAGAGAAGAGAUACUACAAAGAUUCCCGCUAUCUUAAUCUCUGGCUCAAGUUUGGAAAUUGCUGUAAUGAGCCCUUGGAUCUAUACAGUUACCUGCAUAGCCAGGAAAUUGGUACAACAUUGGCACUACUCUAUAUCACGUGGGCAGAAGAACUUGAGGCUAGAGGAAGCUUUAAGAAAGCUGAUUUAAUAUUCCAGGAAGGCCUUAAUCGCAAGGCAGAGCCUUUGGACAAACUCCAGUCCCAUCACAGGCAGUUUCAGACCCGUGUUUCUCGGCAGACACUACUGGGGCUUGAGGAAGCUACUGAUGAAAGAGACACUAGUCUUCUGGGAACUGAAGAACCUCAGAGAAGCUCGCUGGCAGAUCUAAAAGGCAGGGGGAAGAAAAAAGUGAGAGCUCCGAUUAGUCGUGUAGGAGAUGCACUUAAAGCCACAAACCAAAACAGAAGUCUCCAGACUCUAACUUCUCAGCAGCUUUCAAAUAAUCCAGGUUUUGCUGUGUUUGAUGAAAAUUCAGCUUUGGCUUCUGGACCUGAAAUUCCUGUACUUAUGCCACAGUCAUGGGCAGCACCUCCAGUUCCAAGGGCCAAGGAGAAUGAACAAAGUGCAGGACCUUGGAAUUCUGGAAGGCGUCCUCACAGCAGUGCAAAUUCUGGCAUAGAAAUGUCCUGUCCACUGCCCAGUUUCACCCCAUAUGUGGAAGAAUCAGCUCAGCAGCAAGUCAUGACUCCCUGCAAGAUUGAACCCAGCAUAAGCAGUGUUUUAAGUGCUCGCAAGCCUCAGAAGGAGGAGGAUCCACUACGGCGGGUGCAAAAUCAUCAUCUGGAUAAUCAAGAAAAGAAAGAGAUGGUGAUGUAUUGUAAAGACAAAGUUUAUGCAGGAGUGGAAGAGUUCUCAUUGGAAGAGAUUCGAGCUGAAGUCUACAGAAAGAAAGCAAAAAAGAAAGCUGAAGAGGAGUUGCAGGCCAUAAUGCAGAAGAAGGAGGAAAUACAAAGGAAAAUUGAGGCGCUGGAGAAGAAAUUAAAGGAGAAAGAAGAUGACAAGCAGCAGCAACAAUCAUGUGAACAGCCAACAGAGAUAACAAAGCCUUUUCCAUCUCUGGGACAACAAGAACUUAAUUUUUCGAGUGCAACAGAACUUGGGGUGAAAGAGCCUCGCUUGGAAAGUGAAUACCAGCCCUCAGAAGAUAUUAAGCUGCACAAACCAUCUUGUUCCGAAGAUGUAGUUUUCCUUCCAUCAACAGAUCCGUGUAUGUCUUUCUCCAUAUUUGACGAAUCAUCUACUUCAGCAAACCAGAAUAUAAGUUGUUCCACAGAUCAUACAAAGAAAAGUGCCCAGCGCCCUCUCGCUGUUCGUAAACCUUCAGAAUCUGCCACUGCGAAGGAAAACAUACCACCAGAAGCCUGUGAUGAGCUGAAUGGAAUUGAGCCUUUGACUGAAGAUGCAAUUGUGACAGGCUCCUACAAGAACAAAACCCUUUGUGCCAACCCAGAAGACACAUGUGACUUUGUUAGGGCUGCCCAUCUUGCCUCAACUCCCUUUCACGGGGUGGUAGCUCAGAGAAUCCCAGAUCCUGCUUAUUCACAGAGUGUUCUGAAGGAAGACUGUCCAGAAUCGAAGAGUGCACCUCUGAAUCAAAAAACACCAGUUUGUGAGGGGACAUACAAUGAAGCUCUUUGUGUAAAUAAACUGAGUCCAAUCAUGGAAGCAAGCCUGGAAGAUACUCGUUCAUCAGGUUCUUCUGUCUCCUCAGGAUCUUCUCUUUCUUCUGUUACACAAAUAUCCACAAUUAAAUACCUGCACAUCCCUGAGAAACUGGAACUUGCUCAGACUUUGCCUGCUGAAACAAUUACUGAUUCUGGAGGUAUCAGUGAAAACAUUACUGGUGGUGUAACUCCACUCUUGUGGAGUGCUGAACAGCAUAAAAAGCUUUUAGAUCCCAUGCCAGAAUCUUUGACUGCUUCUCCAGAUUUUCACUUGGAGACUGGGUCUGUGCCUGUCAUGGAGUUCGAGAAAGACAUUGAGCUAGGAGAUGAGACUUACUCUAUCAAAUGGGAAUAUUGGACCAAUGAAGAAUACAAGAUGUUUUUUGCCAUUCUAGCUAACUUUACCCAGUUGGAUGCAAAGGGAUUUGUAAUAAAGGUGUAUUCUCAGCCUGUGCCUUGGGACUUUUAUAUCACGCUUCAAUUACAGGAGCGUUUGAAUACUGACUUUGACCAAAGCUUCAGUGAAAACCGCAGCUGUUUCUUCUAUCAGGAUGGCUGUGUGAUUCUGCACAGGGAUGUAAAUCGCUUUACGCUUGGGGAUCUUAUUCGUGGCUGCAAGUCUAUCACAAAGGAAGUUAUCCUGCUGGUUGUUCAUGAUCUCCUGAGCGUGGUUGAGAAGCUCCACAAAGCAGAAAUUGUCCAUGGAGAUCUCAGGCCAGAGGUGCUCUUUCUGGGAGACAGUAUCUGUGACCCAUUUGGUUAUGAUAAGAUGACAAGAGCUCUGAAGGUAGUGGAUUUCUCUCACAGUGUGGAUUUGAGAUUGCAGUCUCAAGUAAGCUUGCUCAAUAGUUUUCCAAUAUCUCAGACGCCUCAUGGACAACAGCUUCUGGCAAAAAGUUCCCUUCCUUAUCAGGUAGACUUGGUUGGCAUUGCAGAUAUAGUCCAUUUGAUGCUGUUUGGUGAUCACAUCCAGGUCUAUCAAGAGAAUUCCAUCUGGAAAAUCAGCCAAAAUGUAUCAGAGACUGGUGGUGGUGAUUUCUGGCAUAAACUUCUUGAGCGAUUUUUGAAUGCAGAUGGUAAGUCCACAGUGCCUCUGCUGAGGGAGUUCAGAGAGGAAAUAAGUGGCAAGUUUGACAGUGGUUUCCAAAAACGUCUUUAUGAAUUCUUAGCAGCACUGGGAGAAACCUUCGUCUUGGACAACUUCCUCUGAUUUCAUAGAGGACAAAUCUCAUGUGUAUUAUAGAAGGGAAGUUAACUUAUUUCUUUCAAACGUAAGCAUGAGCAGCAAUUGUAGACAUUUCUACGGGACUUGCUAAAGAAUGUUGCAUCAGUGCAUAGGUAUCCUAAAACUGUUAGGUGAACUAGUCUGUGUCUGCGAAGUUUGCCAGAGAAAAUAAGCUGUCAUAACUGCCCACUCCCCUUUCUGUAUAGCUUCUCAGAAAUGAAUUCAAUAUCUAGUUCACCCUGUAGUCUUUGAAGUGUCUUUGCCCUACAUUUAGUUGUUCUAUAGUACUGCUUUUAAUCACUGUUUCAUCAAUAAAGUUGUUUUUUGAUAGUA